UCGGGAACAGUUUUGCGCGGUGCCGUUUGUAUGUGUAUGUGUGCGUAUGUGCGUUAGUGUGUGUGUGCGCUGCUCUAUUAAACGGAUUAUUAGUUAGCCGGACGGCGUUAAACAUCAUGUCUGCUCACGGUUCAUCUCCUGCUUCGGCCAGGCUGCCAUUCAUCUUCUGUAUUUACUGAGCUGAGAGAUGAAGAGCAGGAAACAGAGGAGCGUCAAAGCUGGAAGCGGCAAGAGCAAAGUCCCCAGCGAUGUGUCCCCCUCCACCAGUCUCCCUCCUCUGGUCGAGGGCCAGCUACGAUGCUUCCUGCAGGUGACAGUAAGCCGGGUAUUAUGGACGGUUCACAAGCCUCCGUCUGCAACAUUCGUCAGGCUGCGGUGGUGGGGAGAGUCCUCCAACGGGACACACUUCUUUCCGAGAGAUGCAUCGCAGCUGUCUCAGAAGACCAUCAAGACCACAGCUCGCUUCCCCAUCCGCUGUGGGCCGAAGCAGUUCACCUCAUAUCUUACUGAUAUGGGCUCUCUGGUGCUGGAAGUUCUGACAAAACCGGAUCAUUUGCCAAUUGCACGGGCUCAGGUUGCGGGCAUCUCUCGUCUCUCUCUGUCACAUUCCAUCAGCGGAUUUUACACGCUUGUGUCUCCGACUUCUGAGAAGCUGGGAGAGUUACAGAUUUCCCUUAAUUUGGAGGCUCUGACAGAAGCCUAUGAUAGCAGCAGCUCGCUCCCCACCACAGAUGUCAGCAUCGAAGUGCCGCAGGUCAACACACUUACUGUUCCCUCACAGCCCAGAUCACUCUCAGCUGGCAGUGCAAGAGAAUCAGCUGGGAGCAGCAGUAGAAACACACCAAGAGGGAAAGACCAUUUAUAUUUCCAAAAUGUCCAGAAAACAAAAGAAGCAUCACUGGAGAAUCAGAUACCAAAGAACAGUCAAACGCCUCUGAAUCCUUCAAGCCAGGAACCAACCAAUGAUAUCCUCUCAGUUAUUCUAGAGCGUGGAAACAAGCUGAGAGACGCUAUGGUGGUAUCAGCUUUGAAAUGCGACAUGGAUCCAGCUCUGAAAGACACUCCUCUGCCUCUCCCGAAGGAUAACAUCCUGCCAGCUUCCAAGCCCUUCUCCUCUCCCUCUGGGAUGUUUCUUCAAAACAUUCAUCAUGCUGAUUCAGCUUUCAAGCACUCUGAUGAUGUUGUCGUUAUCUCGGAUAGCAGCUUAGAUUGUCCUACUGACAUGGACAACAGAGCUGUGGAUCUGCUCCUUGGAAGCUUGAACACAUCUCUGCCUCUCUGGGAUGGUGAGAUCUUACCUGAAUCUCUGUCUGGCCACAGCAGUGUGUGUGGGGAUAGUGAGCUCAGUGAUCCACAAUAUGAUCAGAGCCUACUGGAAAAUUUGUUCUACAAAACUCCUAUGUCAGAUAUCCCAUCAAAUGACACUGAGGCUGAGGGUCAAGGAACAGUGUCUUCCAUUAAAAAACAGCCGACACAGUCUGGACCCAAGAUUAGUGGAGGUCUAAAUCCAGAACCCCAGCAGCCUGCAGAUGCUGGUGGUGUUCCUCCUGACCUGAGUGCAGAGCAGUUGACUUUGCUGAGUAUGAUCCGUCUGGCGAGAGUCACCGUCGACUCCCUGACCGUACCUAAAGGCAGCACAACCACCACACCUAGAAAGGCCUUUACUAAAGGGAAACCUCCUCGAACAUUAACCAACAAGAAGUGCACAUAUUUUAUAGAGUACGUGUUCCCAGUGGCUGCCACUUCCAGUCGACAUGAUCAUAGUAAGUGUGGAAACGGGGAGGUGACCAGGGCGGUUGCCAGUAAAGUCGCAGGAGGAGUGGUGAAGUUCCAUCAGCAGUCUGUGUUUCCUGUCCACCUUGGCAUGGCAACAGUUAAACAGUGGUGGGGAACUGAACUGACCUUCAAGAUUUUUGCUCGAAAGAGUGACCAAAAGAAACCUGUUCCCAUUGGUAAGGCUGUUCAUCCACUGCGCCGUCUGCUCCUUAGCAAGCAGUUGAGUCAAUCUGUCAUCUUACCUGUACAGAGUUUGGAAGGAAACACUGAAACUCAGGAGAUUGGACCUCUCAAGGUGGCGCUAGAACUUGCUACAGGCAACAGAGAUUUCUCCUCCGAAAGAAGUAAAAGCAAGCUGGCUCAUAGAGACACAUCGCCUUCACAAAUGGCGCCCAGCCCAGUGAGAGAGACCAGUCCCAGAUCUCAGCAUAUUGACGCUGGCAGUGAGGAGAUACCAGCUGGAUAUUUUGAAGAUUCCAGGCUGAAUGUUUGGAGUCCUCAGAGACCCUCCAGAGAACUGUCUCCCCGUCCAGGUCUCCUCACAUCUCCUCAUAAAUCAAGGCAACCAGUGGAGGAGGACCCUGAGGUCCUGCUGCACACCUUACUCAUGGUGCCAGAUGGAAAGAACUUCAGCUGUGGACCCAUUCAGGCUCCAAACGUGUACUUGAACUGUAAACUCUUCUGGUGCGAUGAGAUGGCAAGAUCUGGUGUCAGCUGGGGUCAGGCUAAUCCUUCCUUCAACUUUGUUCAGGUGACACCUGUUGCCUUGACAGCUAAGCUGCUGGAGCGGAUGAAGAAUAAUGUGAUGGUGAUCGAGGUGUGGCAGAAGACAGGAAGUUCAGGGCAUGAUCGACUUCUCGGCCUUGUUAAAUUACCUCUGCACCAGUUCUACAUGUCAUUUAGGGAUCCAAAGAUCACCCACCUUCUUCUCCAGGCGCAGUACCCCGUUUUAGGGGUGGACUGCUACAUGCCUGUCAUCGAUGUGUUCUCAGGUAGUUGUAAAGGAAAUCUCAGGGUCGUUUUGGCUAUGGGCCGAUCGGAACAGAUAAUUUCCCUCCAGCGCACGAGAGAUGAAGAAUACGACUCUUUAUCUCAUCUUGUGAGACCAGUUCAUCUGCUUGAUCACCAGCCAAGUUCACACACAAAGACAACUGCUGCACAAGAGGCAAUUCUGAGAGAGCAUCUGUUCGUGAUAAGGGUGGAGAAGGUAAAUGGUCUAACACCUUUGCAGGCAACAGUCUGGGGUGAGGCUGACUGUUAUGUCCAGUACAAUUUCCCCUCUCAGGAGGCCGACCUUGCUACAAAAGUGGACCAAAACCUCAUCGAGAGUAGUGUGAAUCUUAAGCUGUUUCGUACCACCACGACUCUUUGUGUCCCCGACCCGGUGUUUGGCCACACUGAGACUCAUGUGCUUCUGGCUCCUGACGGAGUUCCUGUUCAGAGGCUACUGCUCAGCUCUCUUUCAAGUCAAGGCCUAAGCAGUGGAGGGGGUGUCCAGUUCGAAGUGUGGUGCAGAUAUUAUUAUCCAAAUGUCAGAGACCAACUUGUGGCCAAAGGAAUGCUGCCAUUGUCCAAACUGUGUGCCAUGGUCACCAUGCAGCGACAGCAUCCUAACGAGGCUCAGAUGUUCUCCCUGCCCCUGAUUCCCAGGACGGACAGUCCCACAGGACAACAUUCUCAGCCCUCAGGUCUUCUUGAUGUGUGCAUUCGGUACAAGCACAGACCAGUGAGACCUGAAGGGCGGACCGGUAAAGGAGCUGCCGCUCGUGUUGUGACACUCGUGGUUCAGGUGCACAGAGCAUCAGGUCUGCAGGCCGCAGCAAGGGCCGUAUCUGAACAAGAUGAAAGGUUCAGCUACUUUGCCAGUGUGGGAGUGAAUGCAUACAUCACCAUCCAGCUCUCCUUCCUGCCUGAGAGUGAAAGAAGGAGCACCCGUGUCGCUGCCAGGACCUUCUGUCCGGACUUUGAUCACCACAUGGAGGUGUCCUGUGAUCUGCUGGCUCAGAGAAGCAGCGGAGAAACCUGCAGCCUGGCUGAGCAGCUGGAGGAGGCAUCGGCUGUCUUCACUGUCUGGAACAGAGAGAGUCGCAAAGCAGUGAUAAGUCAUAAGCCUAAAGAUGUGAUGUUGGGCACAGUGAAAAUACCGCUGGCUGAUCUCGUCCAUAAAAGAACAGGUAUUUCUGGCUGGUUUGGGGUGUAUAUGCCGAGGGAAACAAGUUCUUCUCAGAAUCAGCACAUCUUGGUCGGAGGCCUCGAGAUCGCUAUCAACUUCGCCCACCACUCAGACAGGGAAAGAGUCAUUAAGGCAGCCCAGGGUGUGGGCUGGGGAGUAGCCCAGUAUGAAGAUGAUAAAGACACCUGGGCAGAAAGCAUGAGAAAGAUGUCUUUGACUUUUUCAAUGCCAAGAGUUUGGAUACCGGUCCACUGCUUGCUCCUGCCAGGCCUAAGUGAGCUUCAGCGCUCCACUUACUGCUACUUCAGGUACAAGUUCUAUGACCAGGAGGCUUUCUGCUCACAGAUGAAACACCCCACUGUUGAGGAGGGUGGGGAGGAAGGCCAGGCCUCUGUGUCUUUCCAAGGAAGUAGAACUGUGGAGCUGAGGAGCACUCAGCCGUUGAUGUGGUAUCUUCGAGAGGAAAAGCUGGAGGUUCAGGUGUGGAUCGCUUUUAAAAAGGACAAAACCAGAAGGCCCACAGACACAGACCGGCUGGUGGGCUCAGCGUUUGUUGAUCUGUCCUCUCUUGCAAAGACACCUGAGCAGAAGCUCACUCUCAGCGGAGUGUACCCACUGUUCAGACGCUCAGCAGCAGAUCUACAAGGAGCUGCUCUCAGAGUACACAUCACCCUGACAGCAGGAUUCCUCCCUGCGGAAGUCUCUGCUGGACCAGACUCCGAGGUGGACUCAGACAACCAGAUGGACUUUUUAUCAGAAGAAGCUGAAGAAGCAGUGCCUCUGCCAGUUUCACCCAGAAAAAGCAAGAAAAAAUCCUCCAGAACAACUCCAGACAUCACGUCUGCGCAUCACACAGAAAUUAGCAUGGAUGAAUCUUUCCCUGUGACAGUUGCAGUGGAUCAGGCUAUGCAUCUCAAUCUGAAAGGCUGUCCUCUAGCAGAGCGCAGUGAGGGUUCCCCAUGCUGCUGUGUUUCGUACGUCACUGCUGACUCUGCUGAACCAGCGUCCACAGCUGUCGUAGCCAACACUGACUGCCCUGUGUGGGAUCAUCAACAAGAGUGCAGGCUUUCAAAUCAGCUCCUGGUUGAUCCACAACAAUCUCUUGUGUUCAAAGUCUGGCACAAAGGAGAAAUGGAGAGGGUGAUUGGAUUUGCCUCUGUAGACCUGUCCCCCUUACUAUGUGGGUUUCAGUCGGUGUGUGGUUGGUACAACAUCACAGACUUCAGCGGUCAGUGUCAUGGUCAGCUCAAAGUGUCCGUCACUCCACUAAAGGGGGUCCAAGAGCUCCGAGGUCAGAGAAAAACUGUGAAUGAAGAUGCUGCUAAAAACUCAUCGGGUUCAUUCAAGGCGCUCCCUGUCAGCUAUCAUACCACAGCCACAUACAGCAGCUUCCCCUCUCACAUCAGCCGAUACCCCGAGCAGAAGAUCUCGUCACCUGACCACACGGAGAAGCUGUUCUCAGAAAGGUCCAGUGAGAGCGAUCGCCAUUUUGAACACAUGGACAAAGUACGUCUUUACCACCAGAGUCUGCAGGAGCAAACAGCAGCUAAUUCUGCCUGUAGCAGCAGCGCCGCUGACAUCAAUCCAUCCAGCUCGUUUCUGUUCUCAGCACUCAGGAGAAAACUAAGUGAGCUCGACAACAUCCAGAGGUACUUCAGUCGAAAGCUUUCUACACCCACAUUCCCACUCCUGAGUGAGCAGGACUGUCACAUCAGGCAGGAGGAGCAGGAGGACACAGACUCCUCUCAGCUUCUUCAAAAGUCCAACCAGUUAGUUGGAGAAGUUAACAACAUCAUCACAGGUCUGCGAGAACACCAUCUAGAAACGAUUCUCUCAAAUCCUCAGAGUAGCUCAACAUCUUCUCCUGUUGAAGACAACAACCUUCAAACUAUCCCUGAGAGUAUCACCAGACCGCACAGAGCUUCAAAUUCUUCCCAAGAAGGAGAGUUUCCUCUGCCCUCGCUACUUCAAAAAAUGUCUGAAGACACAGACUCUGAGCCAGAGGUAGAAAAGGAGAGAGAAAACUACAAGGUUACUGAGUCAGAGGAGGAAGAUGAAGAUGGGACAGGUGGCAGACAGGACGAGGGAGAUGAAGAGGAAGAAGAUGAAGAUUACGAGGAGGUUGUGGUGAAGCCGAGGCAUCUGAAUGAGGUGACAUCUUUAACAGAUAAAACCAGUCCUUGGACCAGCAUCCUUUCGGACCCUGACCUGGUUUCUCUGGAGAGCCUGGAGGUGCCAGAGGAGCCAGAUCUGAGCCAAUACGAGGAGGAGAAGAAGCAGACUUUAAAGCUGCAGACUCAUGACUGUUGUGGGAAACAUGAGUGUGGCAGAGGAGAGGAAAGUGACGAUGGAUCAGCAGAUGAUACAUCAGACACAGACAGAGAUGAUGAACGCACGAUACAAACUGCAGAUGAGAGACCAGAAAAAGAAGCCAAGAGCUCCAGCGAGGGGUCGGACGACGAAGGGACAUCGCUCACAGCACAGCAUGUCACAGAUACCCAUGAUGCUUCAUGCUCCCAGGAGAAUCAAGAUGCCACACUUCAACCCGUUGUGCCUGUCGAUGUCCCUAAUUUCUUCCUCCCUUCUCACCAACUGGAGGCGUCCAUGAGAGCCAUACGAUUAGCUCCUUCUUUCUCCCAGUCAGCCAAUGACCCGGAGCGAAACUCAGCUCAUCGCAGAGCUCCUCGACAGCGUCGCAAUAUGUCGCCUUCGUCCAUGAAGAAAGAGACCGAGAGAAUAGCGAAAAUAUUUGCAGCUCACUUUGAUGACAGUUGAUAGAACAUGGGGGUCUUGUACACAUUUGUGAACACAUCUAUACAGCUCAGUGUUUUCAGACCAUGAAAAGAUUAUGUAAAUUAAAUGUAAUUUUGUAUUUUUAUAAAUAAAUGUGAACUGUUUUCAACUUUGAA
Acanthopagrus latus (yellowfin seabream) is the source of this 6858-nucleotide messenger RNA. It is a transcript of the gene c2cd3, whose product is annotated as C2 domain containing 3 centriole elongation regulator. NCBI's taxonomy places the organism in Eukaryota, Metazoa, Chordata, Actinopteri, Spariformes, Sparidae. Gene Ontology annotation, cellular component: centriolar satellite; centriole. Gene Ontology annotation, biological process: centriole elongation; cilium assembly. The transcript is spliced from 33 exons. Bases 188 to 6724 code for a protein of 2178 amino acids. The record is from RefSeq and is a predicted model, not a curated record.